Molecule: messenger RNA, 897 nt
Organism: Melanaphis sacchari
Lineage: Eukaryota; Metazoa; Arthropoda; Insecta; Hemiptera; Aphididae
Exons: 7
Coding region: 64-897 (277 amino acids)
Source: RefSeq, a predicted model, not a curated record
AAACUUGAACCCCAUUUGGAACAUAUUAUAUUGAAGGUAUUAAAGUGUGCUGUGGAUCUUAAUAUGAAUUAUUCAAAUCAUACCCAAAAGUUUUGGUGGGAAAUAUAUUCAUUAUCAAAACCAUUCAAUUUAACUCAAUUAUUAGUAAAGCUAAAAGAACAUUGGAGUAUAAUAGCACCUCAUCAAUCACAUAAAGCCCCUAAAAAACAAUUGGAUUAUAUGGAAUAUUUUUUUAAUGAUCUUAAACAAAUCUCACCUGAAAUUAGCCUUAGUUGGAUUGAGUUAUACAAUUUUCUCAAUUAUUGUACAGAAACUAUAGUUGCUUUACCUUAUGAAUAUUAUCAUAUUACUGAUGUACUUUUAAACGAUCUAAUGAAAGCUAGAAAAAUUUUAAAACAGAAACUAGAUUGUACUACACUUUGUGAUAAGUCAUUUUAUUCAUUAAACGAUUUAAGUAUUUCAAAUGAUGAUGCUCUUAAUAUUGAUGAAAUUUUGUACAAUAUUUCAAAAAGAGUUGAUACCUUUUGCUCAAAUGUUUACAAUGCUAAUGGUUUUAAACGUGACUGCUUUGAAAAUGAAAAAAAAUGUGAUAUAGUUAUUCGAACAAUAAAUGUUGAUGAUACAUUUAAAAGCUAUUGUUGUAAAUUAUCAAAUAUUGUCAAAAUCAUGUUAAAAAUAAAAUUAUUAAAAACUGAACAAAUAUUGGAAUCUCACAUAAUUAUUGAUGAAUUUUUUAAAUCAAUUACUGCAUUUGAUAAUGUAUAUGUUAACUUGACUAAAGAAAAUGUUCUUGAUUAUUGUUUGCGGAAAAAUAGAAAUUCAUUUUUUCAAUUAUUGAUAUCCUUUCAAAACAAUCUGGCAGCCAUAAAAAACUUGAUUACCACCAUUAAGUCAUAA